Messenger RNA from Physcomitrium patens, 11239 nucleotides. NCBI's taxonomy places the organism in Eukaryota, Viridiplantae, Streptophyta, Bryopsida, Funariales, Funariaceae. The record is from RefSeq and is a predicted model, not a curated record.
CCAUGCAAAGGGGCAGUUAAGAGUGUGUCUGUGUUAGUCUGUGCUGGAAAUGCUGACAACUCCGUGCGAUUUAACGAUUCUAGUAUAAUGAAUGGCAUCGUACCAUUGCGGGCACCGGGUAUUGAUUCUGUCCAGUGUGGGACCGCCUUGGACAUCCACCUUGGUUGCUUCUCCAGUUCUCAGAGCGGAAGGGGAGCUUCCGAUCGUGGCGUGCGUGGACUUAGCAAUCGUUGUCCACUCUUCGUCUCGCAGACUUCUACACUGCGAGCGAGGGAGGGGGACAGUGCUUCGAAUACUGUGCUCCAGCUGUCGGGGAGCACGAGAGCCUGUGGAGGUUUCGAUUACGUACCUAGAAUUGUAUCGUAGUUCAAGUCUCGAUGGUAAUGCUGCCCUGGUGAGUGUCGUCUUGUGAGGUGUGGAUCGCUUUGACACAGGCUCCACUCUGAGCUCGAUUACCAGCACUCUCCAAGCGCGGUGUUGGAGUCCUGGAGCUUCUUUUGGAUCGGGUUUCGUGUUGGCGUGUAAGCCGGGUUUAGUGCGACUGGCACCGUGGAGUUUGAUUUCUGCAGAUUGAGGUUGCAUUUGAGGUAGCGAGGUUGUAUCUACGUCUGUUCUUCGAGAGCUCAUUGUUCUGGGUAAAAUAUUGUUGGAUUUUAGCCCUUGAUUUGAGGUCGAAUAAUUUAAAACUAGGUUGAAUGUAAGCAUGAGUGGUGGCCUUUUCUAGAGAUUUUCUUCUUCUUUUUCUGUUUUGGUCUUAGUGUUGUACAAGGACUUAAGAAUUAGGCGUGUUAGAAUUCGAGAAUCUGAUUGCGAUCUAUUUCUUUAAAUCCGGGAUCAAUCUUUUAAUGAUUCAAUUGCGAAUAUUAGUCGUGCAUCCCUGGUUUUGAAUUAGACAAAGAGAUCUCAGGUUUCUGGAAUUUUAAUGCACACACUGGAUAGAACAAUUUUAUAUUCUUUGAGUUUAUAAACAGUGGGCGACAAUUUAUAAAUUGUAUGUUCUGUUUGAGACUAGGAACGGUAACUGGCUUGUUUCUAGUUAUUGAUUAUCGUACAUAAAACUUCUGUCUUAUUUUCGCAAACCUUGAUAGUCUUGGAAAGCUGGCUUUGGUUGAUUGCAACUUCUUCUGCUAUUGCAGAACGUUUUACUAGUGCUGGCAAUUGGAACAGACGGGUUUCGGAACCGAUCUCCUUAAAUAUUUAGUCCUAUCAGGAUUUGGUUACAUUAAUGUCAUUGAUGUGCUCACAAUCGACGUGUUCAACUUCAGUCGUCAAUCUCAUCUUAGGUAAUUGACAUCUGAUGCUCUUGCUGAUGUGAUUAUGAUGAACAACAUGGAAAAUUCGGGGGUGGGAUCCGGUCCGGAUCACCAUAAUUCUGAAGCGGUUCCAACCAACAGGUUUGGGACAAGGGAAAAGCCGUCUUCGUUACUGGAAGAGCCGAUUCUAGAAGAUCUAUCUUCGUUUCGCGAUGAAUCGGGUUCGCAAGUGCCACCGUCUACUUCAGAAAAGCUGCUUUCAAUUGCUGGAGAAAUGAUUCCAGAAGAAUCACCGUCUAUUUUGGAAGAGCCGUCUUCAACUGCUGAAGAACCGAAUUCAGUGGAGCUGCCUUCGAUUACAGAACUGCCGCGGAGGAGCCCAGAAAAGGAAAAUUCGGUUUUAGGAAUGCAUACGAUGGCAGAAAUAGUACUCAAUCAGGUUGAUGAGCUCAAUGGAGGUUUAGCAUCUUUCAGGUCUCUUGAUUUGGGACCAACCGAGCCAGGAGUUGUCGUCGGCAUUAGGCCAGCACAUUCUGUCGAUAGCUCACAUACUUUCUCAGCCCCGAAACACAAUUUGCCAUCGCUGAAGGAAUUUACAAGUAUGCUGAAAGUCUCUCCUGAGCUCAUGAGUCUCGUUGAUUCUGCGAUCCGGGGGUCGGAUAGAGCGUCUUUAGUGAAGUUGAAAAGGGUGAUUGGAGGAGAGGAGGUUUUUGGUACUAGAGACGGUGAUGGUGAUGCAAAGCUUGCAAGGUAUGUGGUUGACACAUUGAUCGCAAAGAUGGGGGGUGCUGACGGCUUGGACAAAGCAGGUGGAGUCUCUACACCCAGGAUGAUGCUCAGCGCAGGUGCAGCUGUAGUGGCUGGUGAACUUCUUCCGUGGAUUCCAUGUGAAGACGACGACAAAACUAUCGUGUCACCUAGAACCAGGAUGGCAAAAGCAUUAUCAUUGAUUUUACAAGCCUGCACCAGAAAUCGAGCAAUGUGUUCCGCAGCUGGACUUUUACGAGUUCUCCUUGUAGCAUACCAGCGAAUCGUUAUGGGAACAGUGGGACGCCGAAAAGGUUCAGAGAGCUGGGAUACAGGGUCCCUUUUAGACGCGAUUGAAGCUCUUGGAUCUCACUGUCUUUCUGUGAAACAUCUCCGAGAAUGGCUCAAUGCUGCUGGUAAUAUAUCUUCAACUGGAAAGUCUACAUCUUUAGAUCUCUUGCACACUCUAGAGAGGACAAUGUCUGGAGAAGAAACCCGCGGACCUGCUCAUAGCUUCGAGUUUGAUGGUGAAAGCUCAGGACUACUUAGUCCUGGGGAGAGCAAGUGGCCAUUUUUGAAUGGUUAUGCAUUUGCAACAUGGCUGUACAUUGAGUCAUUCGCCGAUACAGUAGACACUGCUGCUGCCGCUGCUGCUAUUGCAUCAGCUGCAGCUGCCAAGUCUGGAAAUUCUUCCGCUAUGUCAGCUGCCUCUGCGGUUAGCGCUCUUGCUAGUGAAGGGACAGCUCACAUGCCAAGGUUCUUCAGUUUUCUUUCUGUGGACAAUCUCGGAGUAGAAGCAUAUUUCCAUGGUCAAUUUUUAGUUGUAGAGAGCAUUCAUGGAAAAGGUAAGAAGGCUUCGCUAUAUUUCACACAUGCGUUUAAGCCCAAACGUUGGUAUUUUGUGGGUCUAGAGCACAUGCACAAGAAGAGUUUACUUGGUAAAGCAGAAGAUGAGAUGAGACUCUAUGUUGAUGGACCUCUGUACGAGUCUCGUCCUUUGGUAUUCCCGCGCAUUUCUAGGGGUCUAAGUUUCUGCUGCAUUGGCACAAAUCCGUCCCGUGUCAUAGUUGGGUUGCAGAAACGUCGUCGGCAGUGCCCACUAUUUGCAGAGAUGGGGCCAGUUUAUAUUUUCAAGGAGCCACUAGGUCAAAAGAAGAUGUUACAGUUGGCCUUAAGAGGAGGCGAUGCCUUGCCUACAUUUGGAGCAGGGGCUGGAGCUCGUUGGCUUGCAAACAACGAACAGUCACCUACCACUGCUGAGGAAAGUGCAGCUCUUGAUUUGGAGUUAGGUCCCAGGCUCCAUCUUCUUUAUCAUCCAAAGCUAUUGAAUGGCCGAUCUUGUCCGGAUGCAUCUCCCGCGGGGGCAUCAGGUGCAUGUAAGAAACCUGCAGAAGUCCUGGGACAUAUCUAUAUUGCUGCAAGGGUUAGGCCUACGGAGUCUGUCUGGGCUGUUGGAGAGGGAGGCCCGAUGGCCUUGUUACCGUUGGCUGUAGGAGCAGUUGACAAGGAUUCAAUGCAGCCUGUUAUCAAAGGAGAAGUGUCGUCUUCGUCUGCAUUGCUGGCAGCCCCAAUUUUAAGGAUAUUAGCUUUGGGACUUAAGUACACUGGAAGUGCGGAAGAGUUUGCAAGGAUUCAUGCAGAUCGUUUGUUGGCGAAUCUGUUGGGUUACCUUGUCCGCGUACCUGCUUUUGUAGGCCUUGAGAAGAAAGUGGAUGAGCAAGCAAAGACAGAAGAAAGAGACGAGGAGCUUGUGGCAGCUGUCGUUUCUCUUUCCCAAGCACCUCAAUGUCACAUUUCUCUUAAAGUCCAGUUGUUCAGAAGUCUACUACUUGAUCUUAAAUUAUGGGGCUCAUGUUCUUAUGGGUUGCAGAAGAAGCUUCUAUCAACGCUUUCUGACAUGGUCUACUCUGAAGCAGCUACCAUGAGGGGUGCAAAUGCUGUUCAGAUGCUAUUGGACGGUUGCCGCUGUUGUUACUGGUUGAAUCCGGAACCGAACUCUUUGUUUACAUUUUCUGUUGAGAAAUCAUCUCGGCAUGCUGGAGAACUGAAUGCUCUAGUGGAUGAGCUGCUGGUGGUAGUAGAGCUAUUAGUUGGAUCCGCUCAAGGCAGGGCAUUAAGUGAUGAUGUGUGCUCCCUGGUUCAGUUUGUGCUCGACUGCCCUCAACCCAAUCAGGUCGCUCGAGUUUUGCAUCUUAUGUAUAGAUUGGUGGUUCAACCCAACUCCACGAAAGCAGCCACUUUCGCUGAUACUUUCCUUGCGAAUGGGGGUGUUGAGAUGCUUUUUACUCUCUUACGAAGGGAGGCAGAGUCAGGAGAAGGAUUGAGUAAUAGGUCCACAAAAGAUGCAGAUCCAGAAAUGAAAGGUCCUUGUGACGAUGAGCAAAUCACAAAUGAUCAGGACAUUGUUGAAGUUCCUAGUGAUGUCAACGCUGACUACGAGGUGAUGAAUUCAACCAGGAAGAUGCAAGAGAUCAGCAUUUUCCCUAGUCCAGAGUCUGCUGGAACGUUUGACGGAACUAUAGGUAUCAGCGAGAAUGACCUUCGGUUGUCUCUCUCGACAAAGACGGUUGGGUCUGUUGCACGAAGUCGCUCCGCUGCUCAUAAGACAUCCACUGUUGGAACAUUAGGUGGCAUUAGUUCAUCGAUAAUUGCCGACAGUGUACGCAAUAAAUUCCGAAAUAUGGACUUUUCUGAUGGUAUCAUGGUUGGUAUUGUAACUCUUCUUGGUUCUCUGGUUUCUGGAGGCCACUUGAAGGUUAUGAGAUUCGGAAUGGAAAUUUCUCAGCCACCCCCCUCGUCCGCUGGUCCUGGGGUAAGCUCCUCGGGUGAAGGUACCACUGGAGUAGCUGCAGCAGCUGUCGUAUGGCUUCUGUUUGCCUUGGAAAAGGCAUUUCAAUCUGCACCAAGAAAGCUUUUGACUGUCAAUGUUUAUGCUGCACUCUUGCCUGCUGUAAUAAGAUCUGAGAAAGGACUCUUAUUAGCAGACGACCGUCUUGCCUUUUAUGAUGCUGGACAUCAAUUUGAGAAUAUCCCCUUACUGCUAGUACUUUUGCGCUCACUUCCUUUGGCUCCCGUUCAAUUGCAGCUUCGUGUACUCCAGGACAUGCUGUUAUUAGCAUGCACUCAUCCUGAGAACCGGAAAUUGCUGACAACAAUGCCUGAGUGGCCAGAGUGGCUUCUUGAGAUACUGUUAUCUAAUUAUGAGGCAACUGGAAUGGGUUCCAGCGAGGGAAAUGAUAAAUCCGAAGAGACAGAGGAUCUUGUUUACAGUUUUCUCACUAUCAUGUUGGAGCACUCAUUGCGCCUGAAGGAUGGUUGGAAAGACGUGGAAGCAACUAUUCAUUGUGCAGAGUGGCUAACGUUGAGCGGAGAACUAAGCACCGGGGAAAGGCGCCUUAAAAGGGAGGUGUAUCUUCCAGUCAUAAAACGCAAAAUCUUCUGCAGUUUGCUCUCUUUCGCCUCUAACGAAUUGCAACUGCAAACUCAAGUUGUGGCAGCUGCUGCCGCUGGCGUGGCGGCAGGAGGUUUAUCUCCUCGCACAGCAAAGGCUGAAACUGAGACUGUUGCCUCUUUAUCCGUGUCCCUGUCUGAGAACGCUCUUGUACUUUUGAUGUUGGUCGAGGAUCACUUGCGCCUGGAAGCACAAGCUUAUCAGAAGACUCUUUUGACCAAGUCUGAAGCACCUGAGCGGUCCACUUAUACAAUUUCUCGCGGUAGUCUCGGUGGUAGCAUGGAGAGCUUCGGAUCGCGAAGUUUUGCUCUCAGUUCUGAUUCACUUGAGCCAUCCUUAGAGAAAUCUCCGUCCCGAAGAUCAUCCAACUCUGAAAUGGACAAUAUGUCCCUUGAGGCUUUGGCUACAACGUCGGAUGGAAACGGGAAAAUUUCAGCUACAGCUGUGGAGCGGUUGACAGCAUCUGUAGCAGCUGAGCCGUAUGAAUCGGUCCGUUGUGCAUUUGCAUGCUAUGGAAGCUAUGGGCUUGAGUUAGCUCAGGGUUGGAAGCGCCGAAGUCGCAUGUGGUACGGUGUUGGUCUACCUCCAAGAAAUUGUCUUCUGGGUGGAGGAGGAGGAGGUUUUAAGGCGUGGUCAUCUGGGUUGGAGAAAGAUGACGAUGGGCAAUGGAUUGAACUUCCGUUGGUGAAGAAAGCCAUAACCAUGCUGAAAGCUCUGUUGCUUGAUCAAUACAGUCCUGGAACUGGAGUUGGAGGCAUUUUCGUACCUGGCACUGCAGGCUCUGGAUCUUGGGGCUUGCAGCUUCCGCAACUAUUGGACAGUGAUCAACCCUUUUUUGCCAUGCUUCGGAUCACUCUACUAGCAUUGAGAGAGGAAGAUCAGGGAGAACCCAUUUUUGAAGGAGGUUCGACAGAACAUGAUAAGAAUAUUGAAACUGUGCUUCCCAGCAUGCGUAGGAGGUCUAAAACAUCAAGUGGACAAUGGAAUUUCGGAUCCGACUAUUUCCAGGAGAUCGCCACGUCAAAUGCGAGAGGUUCACUAUUGUGGUGCGUGCUCGCACCACUCCUGACAAGGCAACUUUUCGAGUCACGGAGGCAACGAGUUUUGGUUGCUUGCUGCAUCUUGUACUCUGAGAUGUGGCAUUCGGUGAGUGAGGACAGGGAUGUGCUACGUCAGGGAUAUAUGGAGACUAUUAUACCUCCUUUUGCUGCUUUGCUGAGACGCUGGCGGCCUCUGCUGUCAGGCAUUCAUGAACUGACGGAUGCGCAGGGCCAAAGUCCUCUUGCUGUGGAAUAUCAUCAUCUUGCCUCUGAUAUGCAUCCUCUGGAGGCAGGUUUGGCCAUGAUCUCCCCAGGUUGGGCUGCUGCGUUUGCCUCACCACCUGCUGCAAUGGCCCUGGCAAUGGCAGCUGCUGGGGUAGGUGGUGGUGAAGGAUCCCAUAGAAGACGCAAUUCAGAGUCAGAUCGUUCAUCUCCAAAGUUAUUGAGUUUUCCAACUUUCAGUAAAGCACCAGAUCGUGUUGAGGUGCCCCAAACACCAGUAGAUAUCGCAGCGAGUAAAGCUGCUGCCCUAGCGGCUGCAAGAGAUCAAGACCGUGCUGCUAGAGUUGGCUCAGGUCGUGGCUUAGGUGCUGUAGCUAUGGCUACAGCUGGGCAGCGAAGAAGCCUUACUGAUAAAGAGAGAGCUGAACGCCGGAACAUAUGGGAGACUAUGGGCAGUAUGUGGUUGGAUUGUGACAGUGUGGGGAAUUCGGCUGCAAAUAAUGCAAGUGGACAUCCCCAUCGAAUGUUUGGGAUGAUUUCAAGUAUGUCGGAAAAAGCUCAUAAAAUGCGGUCAGCAGAGGAGGAUAGACGUGCAACGAUAGCUGCUACAGAUGAAUUCGACUCAACAUUGGGCGAUCGGGCUUGGAGAUCUCUUUUACGGAGGCUGCAGGAGAUUGACGCUCUCAUUGGAACGUUUUGUAAUCAAUUAGGACCAAGUCGACGUAUCCUUUGGAAAUUGGACUCCACAGAAAACUCCCUUCGCAUGCGGCUGCGCUUGAAACAAAGCUACAAAGGCACAGAUCAUCAUGGAGCAGCAGUUGAUCAUCAGGAAUCUGGAAAGUCAUUCCUACCCCAAUCUUUAGGAAGUACUCCAUUCCCUGGAGGAGGUCCCAAAAUUGCACCGGAAAAGGAUGCGCUUGAAGAAUCCAAUGAAGAGGACUUAAGAGAGAAGAAACAAGACCUAGAGGAGAGGAGUGGGGAGAUGGACAAGGAUCCUGCUUCUGAAACUGUGGUAGAAGACUCAAUGUCUGAUGUAUCAGUCCCUUCACAGGUCACAAAUGCUACUACUGUUUCAGAAGUUGCAGCGGCUAUGUCCACAGAAUACAAGGAGAAGUUGAUUCUUGAGAUCCCUGCUGCGAUGGUUCUUCCUUUAAAGGUUCUGAGAGGAAGAUUUCAGGUCACAACAAAGAGAGUCUGCUUUAUGAUUGAUGAUCGUGUCUACAUCAACAAAUCUGGUGUUCCAAGUGUGCUUGAAGAAGAGGAUGAUUGGGAAAUGGUAGACGGUGGAGCAGAAGAACAUCAUGAUGGAAGGGACCAACAACGUAAAGAUGGUGCAAAAGACAGAUUGUGGCCUCUUUCACUACUACGAGAAGUGCAUAGCCGCAGGUUUUCCUUAAAGAGAAGUGCGUUAGAGCUCUUCAUGGUGGAUAGAUCUAACUUCUUCUUCAACUUUGGGACAAUGGAUGCUAGACAGAGAGUUUACAAAGCAAUUGUACAAGCAAAACCCCCUUAUCUCGAUAUAGUAUAUGCAAGGACACAGGGACCACAGCAGCUAUUGAACAGAACCAAUCUAACUGAGCGUUGGGCUCGUCGGGAGAUCACAAAUUUUGAGUAUUUGAUGCAGCUCAAUACAUUAGCGGGCAGAACUUAUAAUGAUAUCACACAGUAUCCUGUGUUUCCGUGGGUUCUUGCUGAUUAUACCUCGGAGGAAUUGAACUUAGACGAUCCAAACUUAUAUAGGGAUCUUUCAAAGCCUGUUGGUGCUUUAAAUCCUGCACGAUUGGAGAAGUUUCUAGAAAGAUAUGACAACUUUGACGACCCUGUCAUUCCGAAGUUUCAUUAUCAUUCUCAUUAUUCAAGUGCUGGCACGGUUCUCUAUUAUCUUGUUCGCGUUGAACCUUAUACAUCAUUAGCAAUUCAGUUCCAAGGAGGAAAAUUUGAUCAUGCAGAUCGUAUGUUUUCUGAUAUUGGCUCGACUUGGAACGGUGUUUUGGAGGAUAUGAGUGAUGUCAAAGAAUUGAUCCCAGAGCUAUUCUACUUGCCCGAGGCUCUAAAGAAUGGAAACUGCAUAGAUUUGGGGCGAACUCAAAAAGGUGAUAAGCUAGGGGACGUAAAGCUUCCACCAUGGGCCUCAAGCCCAGAGGACUUUAUAUAUAAGCAUCGCUCUGCUCUGGAGAGUGAAUAUGUGUCAGAGCAUCUGAAUGAGUGGAUUGACCUCAUUUUCGGGUGCAAGCAGAGAGGGCAAGCGGCCAUAUCUGCAAAUAAUGUGUUCUUCUACAUGGCAUAUGAAGGCGCUGUGGAUAUAGAUAAAUUUACAGAUCCGAUACUACGAAAGGCCACACAUGAACAAAGCGCGUACUUUGGACAAACCCCGUCCCAACUGUUAACUAUCCCUCAUGUGAAGCGAAUGCCACUAGCAGAUGUCCUACAUUUGCAGACUAUUUUCCGUAACCCAAACUCAUCUAAGGCUUACGCGAUUCCUAGUCCUGACCGAUUAAAUCUACCUGCCAAAGAGCUACGGACCACGCAUGACUCAAUAAUUACUGUUGACAUGGAAGCCCCUGCCUGUCAUGUAGCUGUGCAGAAGUGGCAGCCUAAUACACCAGAUGGUAGAGGCAUGCCAUUUUUGUUUCACCAUGGGCGUUCAAAAAUAGAACCAAGUAGUGGCUUGAUGCGAAUGUUUUCGCGGCCAACAGAUGAUGAGGAGAAUCGUUUUCCAAGAGCAGUUGCUCUUCCUCCUGCGGGUGUGAAGCUAGGUUCUAUUGUUGCAAUUACUCCAGAUGGGCAUUUCUUAUUAACAGGUGGACAUGCGGACAAUUCUGUGAAGUUAGUGGCGACAGAUACUGCCCACGCAGUUGGAAGUACGUCAAGCCAUUGUGCUCCUGUUACAUGCUUAGCUCUUUCUUCUGAUGGAAGUAUUCUAGUAACAGGGUCACAAGAUUCUACAGCUUUACUAUGGCGAUUUCACGGAAGCUCGGCUACAUCCACUGGUGCAGGGUCGACUGGUAUGUCAGAUCCUUCACUAGUAGCUGCAGCUGCAGGUGCAUCAAAUCUUGAAGAAGGGAAUAUAACUGCAGAAUCGAGGAGACCGAGUUUGGAAGGACCUCUGCAUGUGUUAAGAGGUCAUGUAGAUGAGCUGGUCUCAUGCUGUGUUAAUGCAGAUCUUGAUUUGGUAGUCACAUUCUCUUCAUCGAAAGGGGUGCUUCUCCACUCGAUUACCAAGGGAAGAUUUUUGCGACGGCUUAGUGUUGAUAGGGCUGAUCUCGUUGCAUUGUCUCCAGAAGGUAUCAUAGUUGUUUUUGAUAAAGCUACUAGAGUGCUUCAGAGCUUUACGGUGAAUGGCACAUUAAUGACAGCCAAGCUGUUGCCUUCUUGGGAAGGCAAUAUUUCAUCUAUUGUUAUCUCCAAAGAUGGUUUACAUGCUGUAGUAGGCACAAGCUGCUUACUUCCGGAUGGCAGCAGGCCGCCACCUCGCCAAACCGCGGUAGAUUCUAAAUCGGAACGCUACGGUGGUCAGCACUCCCCUAAGUGGUCUAUGGUCGGUGCAUGUCCUUCUUGUGGGGGAAAGUCAAAAAUGCACUCCGUCAACUGUAAGCUCUCAAGGGGUAACCAGCAACCGCUCUUUCAGGGUAAUCAACAUCCGGGUUUUGAUGCUCUCCCUCGGAGUCCUUCAGGCUAUCCGCGGUCUGAUUCAACUAUAGUUAUGCGAAGAUCUGAAUCUGGUUUGAUAAGAUAUUCUUCUAGCAACGUGCGCCGAUCCAACGAGGCAGGAGGGUUGGGAAGUGGGGAUGGGGGGAUAUCUACAGAAUUCCAACAGAAACAGCAGAUUGAACCUCAACCAGCUAUUAUCCUCCUCGAGCUUCGUACGCUAGAGGUCAUUCAAAAGUUUAUGCUUAGGAGGGGACAAGACAUUACAGCUAUGGCUUUGAACAACGAUGACACCAACCUCGUGGUGUCUACUGCGAAGAAGCACCUGAUUGUUUUCACAGACCCUUCACUGAGCAUGAAAGUUGCUAAUCAGAUGCUGCGAAUGGGUUCGGAGGGUGGAGGACUUGCAGGUUACAUUUAAAAGUCUUCAAGUUUUUCCCCUUUUUUGUAGUUUAUUUACUUUUUAGGAAACUUUAAUCAUUUUCAAAAUGGUUCAUAUAAUUUUCCAGUCAAUUAUGGAUUGGGCACUGUUCCCACAUUGAAACUUAUUCCAGUGUGACGGUUCGGCUGAUUAGUCGAUUUCGUUGUGCUUAGGAACUGAAUACUUAAUCACUAGCCACGAUGGUCUCAUCGACUUAUAUUUAUGUGACCUGGUCUUAAUGAUCAGACAAGUAGCAGUAGGUUUGUUUAUAGACUUGCGCUCGUUGUACUCCCCAUAGCUACUACCAUUGAUUUGGUUUUGAUAUUGUUUGCGUCUUUACGUAGUUAGUUGAAGAUUUCAGUUCUACGAACUCCCAAGCGUUACUUAGAACAACCUUACAGUGAUAUGGAUCAUACGUUUGAGAUGUGUAGUAAAGCGUGAAUCUGUGCUCAUCACA